This is a messenger RNA of Colletotrichum graminicola M1.001, 597 nucleotides long. RefSeq names its product ribosomal protein L23. Lineage: Eukaryota; Fungi; Ascomycota; Sordariomycetes; Glomerellales; Glomerellaceae. The record is from RefSeq and is a predicted model, not a curated record. Gene Ontology annotation, molecular function: structural constituent of ribosome. The transcript has 2 exons. The coding region runs from base 1 to 597 and encodes 198 amino acids. Gene Ontology annotation, cellular component: ribosome; mitochondrial large ribosomal subunit. Gene Ontology annotation, biological process: mitochondrial translation.
AUGGCGGAAGCAUUGACAAAGGCGGUAGCCCGCCAAGCGCCCAACUUCAAGCUCGGAACGAAGCAAGUCUUCCUGCCGAGCCAUGUCGUCACCCUCAUCCGCAAAGACCGCGCGCCGCCGAACUGGGCGACAUUCAACGUGCCCCUGACCUUCACAAAGUUCGACCUGCGCGACUACCUCUGGAACCUGUACGGCGUGGAGGUGACGGCGGUGCGGUCGUGGGUGAAGCAGUCGCCCAUCGAGCGCAAGGGCGCCUCGGCCGGCUACUUCCGCCCGCAGAGCCAAAAGUUCAUGACGGUGCAGAUGACCAAGGCCUUUGUGUGGCCCAGCCCGCCCGGGGACCUCGAGCCGUGGAACAAGAAGCUGUGGGACGCGCGCGAGGCGACGUCGCAGAAGCAGGCCCGCGAGGACGUUAACCGGCAGCUCGGCAAGCUGCCGUACCCAAGCAAGGAAAAAGAGAGCGCCGAGCGCAAGAAGCUGCGCCGCGAGGCGACCUUGCUGAUGGAAGGCAGGAAGGACUUCAAGAAUGACGUCCAGUUGGACAGCAAGUGGGACCAGAUUGUCAAGGCAUCCAAGGGGAAGAGAAACUCAUCAUGA